This is a messenger RNA of Acanthosepion pharaonis, 1239 nucleotides long. Lineage: Eukaryota; Metazoa; Mollusca; Cephalopoda; Sepiida; Sepiidae. The record is from the annotation of a GenBank genome assembly.
AUGCUUUUUCAUUUCAACUCUUCUUAUUUUCUCUAUUUUUCUUUCGAUAACCUCUCUUUUUUCUUUCUCUCUCUACUCCAACUUUUCUCUUUCUCUUCUCUUCAUUUCUCUUUUACUCGCUCCCUUUCUCUAACUCUCUGCUUUCUCUCUCUACCUGCUUCUCUCCGUCUACCACUUCUCUCUCUCUCUCUCUUGCUUGCUCUCUUUGUCUCUAUUCUCUCUUUUCUUUUGCUCUUCUCUUUAUUUCUCUCUCUUUUACUCGCUCUCUCUCUCUCUUCACUUUUGUUUUCUGCUUCUCUCUGUCUAUCGCUUCUCGCUCUCUCUCUCUCUCGUUGUCUCUCUACACUCUCUUUUCUCUUUCUCUUCUCUUCAUUUAUCUCUGCUUCUCUUUCGUUUACUCACUCUCUCUUCCCCCCUCUAUUUUUUCUCUAUACCUGUUUCUUUCUGUCUACCGCUUCUCGUCCUCUCACUCUCUCUCUCUCUCUCUUUUCCUUUCUCUCUGCUUUUCUCUCUAUUACUCGCUCUCUUUCCCCUCUCUAUACCUGUCUCUCUCUGUCUAGAGUCACUCUUUCUCUCUUUCUCUUUGAUAAAACUAUCGGCCUUUUGCGUGCCUCUGGUCACUCAUUCCUGUCAUUCACUCUCUGUCAUUCAUUCUCUGUCACUAAUUCUCUGUCACUCAUUCCUGUCACUUAUUCUCUGUCACUCAUUCUCUGUCUCUCAUUCCUGUCAUUCAUUCUUUGUCACUCAUUCCUGUCACACAUUCAUGUCACUCAUUCCUAUCAUUCAUUCUCUGUCUCUCAUUCCUGUCAUUCAUUCUCUGUCACUAAUUCUCUGUCACUCAUUCCUGUCACUUAUUCUCUGUCACUCAUUCUCUGUCUCUCAUUCCUGUCAUUCAUUCUUUGUCACUCAUUCCUGUCACACAUUCAUGUCACUCAUUCCAUUCUGUUCAUUCAUUCUCUGUCUCUCAUUCCUGUCAUUCAUUCUCUGUCACUAAUUCUCUGUCACUCAUUCCUGUCAUUUAUUCUCUGUCACUCAUUCUGUCACUCUUCUCAUUCCUGUCAUUCAUUCUUUCUGUCACUAAUUCUCUGUCACACAUUCCUGUCACUUAUUCUCUGUCACUCAUUCUCUGUCUCUCAUUCCUGUCCUCAUUCUUUUGUCAUUCAUUCCUGUCACACAUUCAUCUCAUUCCUGUCAUUCAUUCUCUGUCUCUCAUUCCUGUCAUUCAUUCUCUGUCACUAA